Messenger RNA from Salvelinus fontinalis (brook trout), 6453 nucleotides. It is a transcript of the gene mtus1b, whose product is annotated as microtubule associated tumor suppressor 1b. Bases 692 to 4303 code for a protein of 1203 amino acids. The record is from RefSeq and is a predicted model, not a curated record. Gene Ontology annotation, molecular function: microtubule binding. Lineage: Eukaryota; Metazoa; Chordata; Actinopteri; Salmoniformes; Salmonidae. The transcript has 15 exons. Gene Ontology annotation, cellular component: cytoplasm; nucleus.
UGGCUGCCUUACACACACACUACUUGUCCCCGUCCCUCUCUCUCUCUGAGAAGCUUUGGGGUUAGUUACUGCAGUACUGCCGGAGUGAGCUUCAGAACUGAAGGGGAGGGGUGGUUCUCCCUCUCUCUCUGAACCUCGUCAGUCUGAGUAGAACACUGAUAGUAUCGGACACAGCGGGGACAACUCUCCCACCACAUUAACUGCGCAGCAGCGUGUGUGUUCGUGUGUGUAGCGCUAAAGGGAGAGCUCUAAGUGUGUGCCAGGAAAAAGGAGGAGUGUAUAAAAGGAGAAGCAGCACCAUUCUGGCUGUGUUUUCUCUCAGUGUACAGAGGGGCUGGAUGUCUGGAGGUUUUCAGAGGAGGAGCUCUGAAGAGUAUGGACUCUACUCCAGUGACUGAACUAAAGGGUCAGUUGAAGGAGCCUUAGAAUGGGAUCACUUCUCACUUCCUCACCUGUCCAAAAGUGCACUUCAAUAUCUACCUCUCAGUGACUCUGUGACUCCUAGGCCUAUAGGGACUGCUGACUUCUUAUCACUGGUGUUGAUCUGAGUCAGCUUUAAUCAAUGAAACACCUUGCUCAGUAGACGUCUGCCCACAUAGGUAAACAUGGAGUUCUCCGUGGUUUGACCUUGCUUUGAGGUCUUUAGCAGUUAGCGACAUCAGCUUUCCCCACACACUCCCGAAGACCAGAGAUGAGUGUGUCUCAGCCCGGGGAACGUGUCCCCGUCGGGGGCAUGAAUGGCUCCGCAAUGAGGCUCCCCCUCCUCCGCACCGGUGACCAAAAUGGCAAUGCUUUCCCUGUCUCCUCUUCCUCCUCCUCUUCCUCCCCAGACUCCCUGCAAAGUCUGAGCAGCCUGGACGUCGACAUGGAAUGCGUGAUGUCGACCCGAAUCAAAAUGGCCGCUGUCUCACCCGCUGCGGAACUGCCUCAGACAGAGGUCUCGGAAUCCAACGACAACUCGGUGUCCGUCUACGUGGACGCUAAUGAGGACUCCUGGAAUGACAACCUGACCCUCGCCAUGAGCAUUGCUGGGAUACGAGAGCAUAGCAACGGUAGCCAAGGCGAUCUCCAUGACAACGUUAGCAGUGUGGCGAGCAACAGCGGUGGGAGAAGGGACUCUUCUCCGGACUCGGCGGCCACGGAGAUCCCCGGUGACGAUGUUGAUGAUGAGGAAGGGUCGUUCUUGUCGGUGAGCUCGGACAUGGUGAUGAGGAGAAUCAGCCUGAGCGACUCGGAGCGGCUCCCCAGCAGCGGGGUGUCCAUCCUGGAGGACUCGGACACGGCCUCCCCCUCCACAACGGCUCCCAUCCAGGCUUCACUCUCCGCCCAAUUGCCUGACCUCUGUAAGGGCCUCGAGGGGAGGAAGAGUCCUCAUGCUGGAACCGUCACCAUGGAACUCCAGAACCUCCAGACCGGAGCUAGCAGCUCACCAGGUCUGCCCGAUAGAGAGGCGCUUCAGGUGGUGGUGGAUCUGCCCAAGGAGGCCUGCACUCUGGAUGUUCUCCCCAUGGUGGAGGCAGCGGACACCGAGCCUGGUGUGGCACUAGAGGUUCUUCUCAGUGAGACUAUAGUGUCUCCAGAUUCUGAAGGCUUCACUGUAAUCUCCCAGACCUCUACCUCAGUACAAGUCUCCAAGGGUGUGAAUUUGGCAGUGUCCCCCUUUACCGUUCCCCAGUCUCCAAACAAAGGGUCCAAAGGUGCAAACCCCGCCUUCCGCAAGACCAAGGAACACCCGUGUGCAACUCGGGUCAAACUGAACGCCGCCAUCGCCAAGACGGCGGUCGCCACGACAUCCAAACCUGGUAGGACCGACAUCAAGAGGUUCCCCAAACCCGACCUGAAGAACGUCAAGUCUAAGGUCAUGUCCAGGCCUGCCUCUACAACCAGAACAGCCAAUCAGACACAGGGAAAAACUGCUCCGGCCAAUGAAAAGAAAGCGCCAGACGGAGUCAAAAGACAAAGGUUGUCUUUGGGUCAAACCAAAGUAGCUUCGCUGAAGCCGAGCCCCAAACCCAGCCCCAAUCAAAACGCAGAGCCCAGAGUCUCUAACCAAUCCGAGAAGAGGAGGAUGGGCACUUUAGCCAAUGGCAUUCGCUCCACCUCCAGCAGCUCUCUGGGUUCAGAGUUGGCUGUGGAUGGGCACCAGAGGACCCUAACCCCAAAUGGAGAAGAGGGUACUACAGGAGGGUGUACUACAGAGGACACUGCAGGGGGUGAGACACCUGUAGAACAAAGGAGAAGCAACGGCACAAAGGUCUCCUCCAAGCUGGGGCCCUCAUCGGUCAGACAGCUGCCCCAGGUCAAGGGCAGGGGGGCCGGGGGAGCGAGCAACACCGGGGGACCCUCCCUGUCUCCCACCUCUCCAGCUCCAGUAGGAGGGAGUUUUGGCUCCAGGCUGCCCCCUCCCGCUCCUCCUUCGACGGGGAAGGACGGCCAGACCACUGGGAGUGUGUCUCCACCGAGAGGACGACCAAGUCAGCCAGCUGGUAUCCCCAAGCCGCGUGUCACAGACAGACCCUCUGGAUUGCCUGGGCCUACUGUGGUGACCUCUAACCCAAAGCCAUCCGUCAACCAGGGGUUAGGUGCUGCUCGGCUUUCGGCUGCCGCCGCCGCCGUGUCCAAACUGCCCGUGAAGAACCUACCCACAAGCCUUAGCUCCUCUUCUCUGGGCAGCGCCGCCAGCGAAAGUAAUGGAUCUACAGCAGCCCCCAGCAAACUCCCAGCUCCAGUGGUGGGGGGCUGUAAACCAGAUGAGAGGCCCAGCCAGCCUACAGCUCCAGGGGGAACCCAGGGGUCGAUUAAGGCCCCCACCACUACCAGGCCACUGGGGUUCCGAACCAGAGCCCCCUCACUACCAGGGAGAAGCACUGCAACAGGGCUGAAGACUCCAGCGGUGACCAGCCAGGUAGCAGGCAAGCAGGCCCAGAACCCACUUCAGAGGGCCGGCUCGGCCAGAUUCAACCGCCCCACAGCUGCUGCCACAGUGGACAAGAACAAGGCGCGGGGGACGCCGUUGGCGAGGACCCUCUCCCAGACGAGCACCACUACUCAGGUAGGAGGACCCAGCCAACCCCAGCCGUCCCAACCAGACCUGGUCCCAGUCUCUGCCGUCCUUCUCCCAGUCCAGGGACCAGUGGUCUCGGCAUCCCGCCCGGCCCGGGCUCUAGUGGAGGCUAAGCCGGCCACGGUGGCCCACUACCGUGCCCAGUGUGAGAAGAAGAACCAGAGCCUUCAGCAUUUCCGACGGCUCCUGGAGCAGGGCAACCGCAGGAUAGAGGCCUUGGCUACCGUGGUGCAGCACCUCUUCACCGAGCGUGAAGAGACAUUGAAGCUGAAGAAAGGACUGUCCCUGGAGCUCUCUAACCUGCGCGAUGAACUCAUCUCCUCGUCCCAGUGCUGUGAGCGGCUUCAGAAGGAGAAGGAGGAGGUGCGGGUGUCUCUGGAGGAGGCAGUGCGGAGAGUCCAGAGGGAUCACCAGGCUGAGCUGAGCGGCCUGGAGGAGAGGCUCAAGGCCUUCUACCAGGCAGAGUGGGACAAGGUGCACCAGGCCUAUCAGGAGGAGGCGGACAAAUGCCGCGCCCUCAUGGAGCAACAGCUGGAGGAGAUGAGGAGCAGACAGGAGACUCUGAGGAGAAACUCUGAGGCCAGCCACGCUCAGCAGAUGGACGUGCUCAGACUGACCUACGACACCGCCGCCCAAGAGCUCAGGAAAACCCUGGAACAGGACUUGGAGAACCUGGACAAAACACUAAAGGAAACGGAGGCCACUCUCACUGAGAAAAUCCAGGACCUCACGUUGGAGAACGAGGCGCUGAGCGAGAAGCUGCGAGCGGAGGAGGAGAGGAGGAGGAUUCUGGCAGAGAAGAACCAGAAGGACUCCCAUGUGUUGUAUCUGGGACAGGAGCUGGACAGUCUUAAGGUGGUUCUGGAGAUCAAGACCAAGCAGCUUCACCAACAAGACAAGAAGCUCAUGCAGAUGGACAAGCUGAUGGAGAGCAACGUGAAGCUGGAGGAGCGCCUGAACAAAGUCCAGCAGGAGAACGAAGACUACAGGGCCCGCAUGGACAAACACACCGCACUCUCCAAGCAGUUGUCCAGUGAGCAGGCCAUGCUGCAGCAGACCCUGCAGAAGGAGUCCAAGGUCAACAAGCGUCUCUCCAUGGAGAAUGAGGAGCUGCUGUGGAAGCUGCACAAUGGAGACCUGGCCAGCCCCCGCCGCCUCUCGCCCUCCUCGCCCUUCCACUCGCCCGGCAACUCGGCCUCCUUCCCCACCGCCGCAGCCCCACUCUCGCCCACCAGAUAACCCAAACUGGACACCAAGGGGAGAGAGAGAAAGAGAGAGUGUGUGUGUGGGGGGAGAGAAAGUGUUUGUGUGGAUAUCCCCUCCAACACACCCUAAAGACAACCCCCCUCUACAGUCCCUUACCUCCUACCCCCCAGAUCACCAACCCCAGCCUCUCAAGGAGACAAAGCUAUUCCAAAUACGGAUGGGACUACUUCAUAUGAUGACGCUGCAGUUUUGGCUUCUGCCCACAAUGACUUGUACAGAUGUUUUCUUUGCUCCCAGAAAGAGAAGACAAUGUUGCACAGAUGCACUUACUUAAAGCGUAGGACAAUUCUGCCUUUUUUUCUGCCUGAUUUCUCUCACUUUUUUCCCCUCAGCAGAGAGAAAGAACAGGCAACUUAAACCUCAGGGUUUGUACAUAGCUUCUCAGCUCGUUUUGAUUCUCCUUUUAUUUGUGCAUCGUGUUCCCCGCUCCCCUAAUAAAGUUUGUGCUAAAAACUUUGGAUGUAGUUUUGAAAAUGGUAUAGGCCAGAGACGGAAGUGGAAGUGAGACAUCGCAUUCCCUUUUUUCUGGUUCAUAUAGUCAAUUAAAAAAAAUAUCUGGUAAACGGCCUGAGUAGGGCAUCUUCAUUUUUCCACCAUCUUUGGUAUAGAGCGUUUUUGAGGACUUUUAGGGUGACUUAUUGAAGAGCAGAGCUUUAUCCAACGAGCACUUGCUUUUGACCCCUUGUAUAAACAGUCCAUAUCUGGGCGCGGAUAUUCAGAGUUAAAGUGAACUUUAAUCCCAACCCUUCAUCUCUCUACCUUAAUAAAACUGUGGAAUGUAUUUACCCAUCUGUGCUUUAUCGCUCAAUGUUCCCAAUCCAAAACUUUGUGUUGAGCCAAUGUUAUCUCAAACCUCUCCACUUCUCCGAGAAUGCCUCAAACUGACCAUCAUUUUGUUUAAUUUUAAAAGGUAAAUAAACAAAUCAAGGUCAAAGUUAUCUUUAUUAUCCCUCUAUAAAUACAUAAUUAAAUAGUGGAUAUGGUUAAUAAGGUAUUUGGAUGAUGUAAUACAUUGGAAUAGAUUGGUUACACACAAGUCUUUUACCUGUCAAAAUGAUUGACCGCUAUGUCGAAGCAGUGUGUGUGUGUGUGCACACGCUCAAUCUUGUUGUUGUGCAGUAGUCCCUAGAGAAGGGAAUCCGCCCUGGAGGGCACAGAUCACCCAUUUAACACCUACCUCAGUGGCCUCAAAUCUCCUCUACUUUAACAUGGAAAUAAUACACUCUCUCAGAUCUCUUCACUGGUGAGGUUUUGGUGCUCUGUCUGUAUCUCGGUAAUGUAAUACUGGUUUGUUUGCACACUCAGUCAUUUCUAGUGUCUUAUUUCUGCCUGCAGUAUUAACAGGUAGAAACUAGUGAAUGUUUUAAGGGUUGGCUUAAAACACAAAAUAAAUGGGUGUGUUCCAGGUUGUCUUUAGUGCAGUAGAUUAGAUCUCACAAUGUCUGGAGAACUGUUUGUCUGAGGAAGCCCAUUUAUAUGAUUAGAGCAGUCUCUUUUGAGAUUGGAAUGUGCCCAGCGAGAACGACCUGGAGCGUGCCCAGUCUGGGUGCCAGAGAGAACGACCUGGAAUGUGCCCAUUCUGGGUGCAAGAUAACUCUGGGGGGGAAAUAUAGGCAAUAUUUCUGUUAAAGUAAAUGUUGAACAUAGUAUCAUAACAUUUUAUUCAAAUUGUCACAAUCAGAAAAUAUUUGAGUGGAAAGUACACAAUUGUACCAUUAUUUAUAAAAGAAAAACAUGUAAAAAUCGCCCAACAGUCACAUUCACGUUGUUAUUUUUAACAGUUAGACAUGCUACAUUGGCGACUAAGAAAGUAUGUUUUAAACCUCCUGCUUUGGGCUGGAUGUGUAGUUCAUAUGCAUAUUGGCUAGCAGCAGGUGGCCGAGCAAGUUAAAACGUUGGGCUAAUAACCAAAAGGUUGCCAGUUGGAAUCCCUGAGCCAACAAGAUAAAACAUCUGUUCUGCCCUUGAGCAAGGCAGUGGACCCCCCCACAACAACAGCUCCCCUGGAACCCAAUGUGGUAGCCCCCCACACCUCUCUGAUUCAAAGGGGUUGGGUUAAAAGCUGAAAUACAUUUUUGGUGUGCAAUUGAUGAUGAAAAUAAAUGUAAUCCUUUAAUAAUCUA